AUGGUGGUCUGGAAUGGCAGUGACGCUAAGGACCCCGUAUUUAUACUGAGGGGCUUUCCUGGGCUGGAGCACAUUCACUCUUGGCUCUCCAUUCCAUUCUGUUUCGCAUACUUCAUAGCAUUUUUUGGUAAUGUCACUAUUCUUUCUGUCAUUUGCGUAGAAUCUUCACUCCACCAGCCCAUGUAUUACUUUCUUUCCAUUCUGGCAUUAACUGACCUGGGUAUGUCUUUGUCCACACUUCCGACCAUGCUUGCUGUACUGUGGUUGGAAGCUCGAGAGAUCCAGGCAAAUGCUUGCUAUGCUCAACUCUUCUUCAUCCACACCUUCACAUUCCUGGAGUCCUCAGUUCUGCUGGCUAUGGCCUUUGACCGUUUUGUUGCCAUAUGUCGUCCACUGCACUAUUCCACCAUUCUUACCAACAGUAUAAUUGGCAAGAUUGGUUUGGCUUGCUUGCUGCGGAGCAUGGCAGUUGUACUACCCACACCUGUGCUACUGGGACGCUACGACUACUGCCAUAUCAAUGCCCUUUCCCAUGCCUUCUGCUUGCACCAAGAUGUCCUAAAAUUAGCCUGUUCCGAUGCUAGGGUCAAUAGCAUUUAUGGACUGUGUGUAGUUAUUGCCACACUGGGUGUGGAUUCAGUCUUCAUACUUCUUUCCUAUGUCCUGAUUCUGCAUGCUGUGCUGGGCAUUGCAUCACGUGAAGAGCGGCUAAAAGCACUGAACACAUGUGUGUCUCAUAUCUGCGUGGUGCUCAUCUUCUUUGUGCCAGUCAUUGGUGUAUCGAUGGCACAUCGCUUUGGGAAGCAUCUGUCACCCACCAUUCACAUCCUCAUGGCUGACAUCUACCUGCUGCUGCCCCCAGUGCUCAACCCUGUUGUCUAUAGUGUCAGAACAAAACAAAUUCGACUGGGGAUUCUCCGGAAGUUUGGAAUAAGGAGGAGGCCUUAA
Molecule: messenger RNA, 948 nt
Organism: Echinops telfairi (small Madagascar hedgehog)
Lineage: Eukaryota; Metazoa; Chordata; Mammalia; Afrosoricida; Tenrecidae
Product: olfactory receptor 51L1
Exons: 1
Coding region: 1-948 (315 amino acids)
Biological process (GO): G protein-coupled receptor signaling pathway
Cellular component (GO): membrane
Molecular function (GO): G protein-coupled receptor activity; olfactory receptor activity
Source: RefSeq, a predicted model, not a curated record